AUGAGCGAACUUCAAGGCGAGCGGGAAGAGUCCCUAUCCCUCGGCCCUCCUCCGCCUUGCUCCAUCACAAGAACAUGCCCCUCGGACCCGACCCCAUCACCGAGAGUAUCCGCAGCAGCAGCAGCGCCAACAGCCAAGACGCAGCGCUACACAGCACCCUGGACACAGCUCUUCCGACGCCAGCCCAUCGCUACCCCCGACAACACCACCCCGUCGCCUCCCCAGCGCCCCCCAAGGACGCCCUACGUCCCCUCGCACGCCGCGUCCAGCUUUGCGCGUACCGCCUCGCCGCUAGCUUGGCGGCGCAAGGAGAGGAGGGCAGUGGAAGAGAAGCGCUCGAUGGUACACGAGGGGGAGGAGCCGGAGGACUCGGAAGAAGAAGGGAAGGGGAUAGGGGGGACGGAAGUAGAGGAUAAGAGGAAAGAUAUCGCCGGUGGGGGCCAUGGUGCGAUUCGACCCAACAGACAUGGGCCGACAGACUACGACAUCUUUCUCGCCGAGGCCGACGACCGGACCCUCCGCGCCGCAACUCGGCCCCACCUCCGCCCGGGUCCUGGCCCCGGCCCGGGCAACUUGGCGACAGCCAACCGUCACCACCACAACGACAGCGCCGACUGUUCAACCGCCUGUUCACGCUGCAGCCGCAACAACACAUGCGACGAUGAGGUCCGUGCGGGUAUCCCUCGUGGCGAGCCGUCCUGUUUCGGCCUUCCACACCCCCCGAGCAGGACGGUGAAGCGGCGGCAAAGUGGCGCCCUGGCGCGAUGCAUCGGCGAGUACGUCAGGCCGUCCUGGCCUGGGGAACUGGCGGAUACGAGGCGAUAA
Messenger RNA from Hirsutella rhossiliensis, 825 nucleotides. RefSeq lists its product as uncharacterized. NCBI's taxonomy places the organism in Eukaryota, Fungi, Ascomycota, Sordariomycetes, Hypocreales, Ophiocordycipitaceae. Bases 1 to 825 code for a protein of 274 amino acids. The transcript has a single exon. The record is from RefSeq and is a predicted model, not a curated record.